AUUGUUUUAAAAGACCGAGAAGAAAGAAGGUCAUGAUCAUUAUUUGGUUUUUGUUUUUUACUAUUUACCACGGCAUAAAUGGGGGGAUUUUGUAUCCCAGGCUCUCGAAAACCAGAGAUUUAUUGUCUCUAGACGGCAUUUGGAGGUUUUCUCUUGUGAUAAAUGGAAGUGUAGAUUAUUCUGGUGGACUAUCGAAUCUGCCUGAAGACAAAGAUCUACAUUUAAUGCCAGUUCCUUCGAGCUUCAAUGAUAUUCCUACUACGACAACAGCACGAGAUCAUUACGGGCCUGUAUACUAUGAGAGGAUAUUCGAGAUUCCUAGCAGCUGGAAAGGAAAAAGAAUUUGGCUGAGAUUUGGAUCUGUUUGUUAUUCAGCGCAAGUUUAUUUAAACGAUGAAGCAAUUCUUUCUCACGAAAUCGGACAUCUUCCAUUUCAAACAGAAGUGACCCAAUAUAUAGAGGACGACCAAGAAAAUAAUAUGCGUGUUAUUGUGGAUACGACCCUUACGAAUACCACCAUACCACAAGGAUCUGCCACUGUUUUACCAGGCAAUGGAAGAGUUAUCCAGUCUGUUCCCUUUGAUUUCUUCAAUUACGGUGGAAUCGAUAGACCAGUUAUUCUGUAUACAACACCUUUAAUUUACAUAGAUGACAUAACUAUAACUACUCGCGUUAAAGGUACAACUGGUAUUGUUCAAUACACAGUGGAUUUAGGAGGAACAAAAAAUAAAGUGGGGACAAGAGUUACAGUUUUAGAUAAAGACAAAAAAGCUAUUAUUUCCAGUGAUUCACUUAAUGGACAAAUAGAAAUAACUGAUGCGAAUUUAUGGUGGCCUUUUCUGAUGCACAAUGAUACCGGUUAUUUAUAUAGUUUAAAGGUUGAACUCUUCGAUGGAAAACAACUACUAGACACUUACACUCAGUCUUUUGGUAUCAGAGAAUUGGUAUGGAAUAGCACAUCGUUCACCAUAAAUGGCAAACCAGUAUACUUUAGAGGAUUUGGACGACAUGAAGAUUCAGAUAUCCGAGGUAAAGGUCUGGAUCUUCCGUUAAUAUUAAGAGAUCACAAUUUGAUUAGAUGGAUCGGUGCUAAUUCGUACAGAACAUCCCACUACCCUUACGCAGAAGAGAUUAUGGAUCUGGCUGACAGCCUUGGGAUAAUGAUAGUCGACGAGGUUCCUGCAGUUGCUCUAUCUAAUUUUAAUGAUGGGUUGUUGGGCAACCACCUUAAAGCACUGACAGAAAUUUAUAAUAGAGACAAAAAUCGCCCCAGUGUAGUCAUAUGGUCCAUAGCCAAUGAACCCAGUUCUCAAGAAGCUAGUUCCAAGGAUUAUUUCAGACAAGUCGCCAAUCACAUGAGAUCUCUUGAUACCACCAGACCUCUCACCAUUGCUCAUGCACAACAGCCUGAUGUUGAUCAUACUGGUGAAUUUUUGGACAUUCUUUGCUUUAAUAUAUAUACGGCUUGGUAUGAAUAUCCUGGAGAGGUAGAUGCGAUCAUCCCAGAAGUUCAAAGAAGAGCUAAAGCGUGGCACACAAAACACAAUAAGCCGGUUAUGGUGACAGAAUAUGGAGCUGACACAUUAGCAGGACUUCAUACGCUGCCAGAAUUUGUUUGGAGCGAAGAGUACCAAGUUAAGUUCAUGGCACAAUAUUUCGACGCUUACGACAAACUUAGAGCCGAGGGUUGGUUUAUUGGAGAAAUGAUUUGGAACUUUGCAGAUUUUAGUACUCCCCCAAAAUACUUCAGAGUAGAUGGUAAUAAAAAAGGUAUCUUUACGAGACAAAGGCAGCCAAAAAAUAGCGCCCAUCUCUUAAGACGGCGCUAUUGGUAUCUCGCUUACCUUCUAGAUGGAGCAACUGAAUAUUCUGCAAUUAAUAAAACUUUUAUUGGGCUAUAAUUUAUAAAAACGAGUACUUAUUAUCAUUAGAUAAUGCUAUUAUCUAAGAUUUACAAUAAUAUUACAAAUAAAAAUGUCUUAUUUUACUUACCCGUUAAUUUAAAAUGAGUUAUACAAAAAAAAUAAUAAAUAAAUCUAUUGAGAAUGAU
Molecule: messenger RNA, 2050 nt
Organism: Diabrotica balteata
Lineage: Eukaryota; Metazoa; Arthropoda; Insecta; Coleoptera; Chrysomelidae
Source: the annotation of a GenBank genome assembly